UUUACGUUAAUUAGUGACGUAAUUAUUAAUUUACGUAAUUAUUGAUUUGUGACGCAAUAGAUUUUAUAAAUUGUUUGUGAUUGAUGUAAUUAUAAAUGCUUGUUCAUUGGAGCUAAUUAUUAAUGGUAAUUGACCUGUGUCGUUUUUAUAAUUAGCUGUCAUAAAUUCAUUAUCUAAUUAGUUAUUGUAUUGAUUAGAUUUUUAAUUGUAAUUAUAAUGAUUAGUUGAUCAUUAUCAUUAGUCAUCAAUAUAAUUAUCAAUUAGAACAACACAUGGCACUAAUUAUAUCAAACGAUAUUCUUAUAGUAUAUUAUACAAUACUUGCUAAUACGCAGCAUUUGAAUUGCCCUCAAUGACAACUUGAGCGUGUCACGUCCUAAUACGUAGCAUUUGUCACGCCUUCAGCAGCUCUUGAGAGUAUUACGUCCUAAUUUGUAUUAUUUGACUUGCCUUGAACUACACUCGAGAGUAUUGCGUCCUAAUACGUAGCAUUUCAGAAGCCCUUGAGGGUAUCACGUCCUAAUACGUAGCAUUUAACAAGACUUCAAUAACACUCGAGACUAUCACGUAAGAGGUAGCAUUUGACUUGACUUUAACACUCUUAAGUGUGUCACGUCCUAAUACCUAGCAUUCGACUCGCCUUCAGCAGCCCUUGAGAAUGUCAUGUCCUAAUACGUACCAUUUGACUUGCCUUCAAUAACACUCAAGACUAUCACUUCCUAAUACGUAGCAUUUGACUCGCCUUCAACAACACUAGAGUGUCACAUCCUAAUACGUACCAUUUGACUCGCCUUCGAGACUAUCGCGUCCUAAUACGUAGCAUUUGACUCGCCUUCAGCAUCACCUUGAGACCGUCACGCCCUAAUAAGUAUCAUUUGACACGCCUUGAACAACACUCGAGACUAUCACGUCCUAAUACGUAUCAUUUGACACGCCUUGAACAACACUCGAGACUAUCACGUCCUAAUACGUAUCAUUUGACUCUCCUUCAGCAUCACCUUGAGAGUGUCACGUCCUAAUACGAAGCAUUUGACAUGCAUUGAACAACACUCGAGACUAUCGCGUCCUAAUACGAAGCAUUUGACUUGCCUUCAAGACUAUCGCGUCCUAAUACGAAGCAUUUGACUCGCCCUAAAGUCUAUCACGUCCUAAUACGUAGCAUUUGACUUGCCUUCAACAACACUCAAGACUAUCACUCAAGACUAUCACUUCCUAAUACGUGACAUUUGACUCGCCUUUAGCAUCACCUUGAGACUGUCACGUCCUAAUACGUAUCCCUCUCUCGGCAGUGUCCAGCCAGGAGGAGGUGGUACGUCGAGCGCAGGGCGAGAUGCUGGCCCUCAAGACGUCUUCGGAUAACAAAGUCGACAAGCCCCUCCUGCGCAACCUCAUGGUCGGCUACUUCGCGACGCCCCCAGACAAACGUCCCGAGGUCCUCCGCAUCCUGGCCGAAGUCCUGGAUUUCUCCUCCGAGGAGAGGGCCAGGACGGGCCUCCUCGCUCACGAAGGGGGAGGGUCUUGGCUCUCGUCCCUGGCCCACUUCCUGGCGCCCCCUGCCAGCAACGUGAGGGUGACGUCCAGGGUGGAUGUGCUCGAUCACACGUCCCUCUCGCAAGCUUUCAUCCGAUUCCUCGAGGACGAGUCCAAUCCGCAGCCUCACCCCCCCCGUUUGCCAGCCGUAGAGAUGGCAGAGGACACGGAGAGGAAGAAGAAGAGGAGGGAGAGUGAGAUGAUUCUCCCCAUCGCCUCCAUCGCGGCCGAACAGCGCGCCGCGGCCGAACACCAGAGGGCCAACCUCAACUCGUCCCCGUUGCUGGCCGCGGCCUCCACCAGCCCCGGCCCAUCCCCCACCUCACCCCACACCUCCGGCCUCCCCACCAUCACCACUCCCCUCUCUGGGAGCUCCAUGCCCCUAUCCGGAGCGUCCCUGUCCCUAUCUGGAGGGUCCCUAUCCCUAUCUGGAAGCCCCUCCCUGCCCCUAUCUGGAAGCCCCACCCUGCCCCUAUCCGGAGCGUCCCUGCCCCUAUCCGGAGCGUCCCUGCCCCUAUCCGGAAGCCCCCAGGGCGAGGACGAGGUCUCCAGGGGCCUCCUCCCGAGCCCCGUGGACCUCCUGAAGGGGUCGUCCUCGGGAGCGAGCAACCGGUUCCUCAGCAACCUCUUGAAGGACUCCCUCGAGGGGGAGGUUGAUCACAGUAAUUAAGGAGAGAGAGAGGAGGAGGAGGAGAGAGAGAGGAAGGAGGAGAGAGUGAGGAAGGAGGAGAGAGUGAGGAAGGAGGAGAGAGUGAGGAAGGAGGAGAGAGAGAGGAGGAGAAAGAGGAAGG
This is a messenger RNA of Penaeus chinensis, 2321 nucleotides long. RefSeq names its product thyroid receptor-interacting protein 11-like. Gene Ontology annotation, molecular function: small GTPase binding. Gene Ontology annotation, biological process: endoplasmic reticulum to Golgi vesicle-mediated transport; Golgi organization. The transcript is spliced from 4 exons. The coding region runs from base 1331 to 2200 and encodes 289 amino acids. The record is from RefSeq and is a predicted model, not a curated record. Lineage: Eukaryota; Metazoa; Arthropoda; Malacostraca; Decapoda; Penaeidae. Gene Ontology annotation, cellular component: Golgi apparatus.